This is a messenger RNA of Arvicanthis niloticus (Nile rat), 3658 nucleotides long. RefSeq names its product antiviral innate immune response effector IFIT1-like. NCBI's taxonomy places the organism in Eukaryota, Metazoa, Chordata, Mammalia, Rodentia, Muridae. Gene Ontology annotation, molecular function: RNA binding; protein binding. Gene Ontology annotation, biological process: defense response to virus. The record is from RefSeq and is a predicted model, not a curated record. Gene Ontology annotation, cellular component: cytosol.
AGACCGCCUUUGAUCGCAUUUGGAAGAGUCUCUUGGCCUGAAUUAAAGUGCUUUGGAGUAACUUCUGAGUCCCAGCAACAUGAGUGAAGAAACUCGUAGAAGUCUCCUACGUGACUGCCUGGUUGAGCUCAGAUGCCACUUUACCUGGGAGUUGGUUAUAGAAAAUGUGGACAUGCCUGAUUUGGAAAUAAGAAUCUCAGAGACUGAGUUCCUUGAUACCAACUAUAGCAUCGGGAUGCACAACCUCCAGGCCUACCUGAGCCACCUGAAAGGCCAGCAGGACCAAGCCCUGCAGAGCUUGAAAGAAGCUGAAGCCUUGAUCCAGAGAGAGCAGUUGGGCAAGAGAAGCCUGGUGACCUGGGGCAACUGUGCCUGGGUGCAUUACCACAGGGGCAGCUUGGAUGAAACCCAGAUCUACCUGGACAAGGUGAAGAAGGUUUGCAAGGAAUUUGCAAGUCCCUUCUGCUACAGGAUAGAGUGUGCUGAGAUGGACUGUGAGGAAGGCUGGGCCUUGCUGAAGUGUGGAAAACAAUAUUAUAAACGAGCCCUGGACUGCUUUGCAAGGGCUCUGGAAGAGGAGCCAGACAACCCUGAGUUCAACACUGGCUAUGCAGUGGUAGCCUAUCGCCUGGAUCACAAUGAGGGCACUUCUCUGGAACCUCUAAGGAAGGCUGUCAGCUUAAAACCAGAAGAUCCAUACACUAAAGUUCUCCUUGCCUUAAAGCUUCAGGAUUUAGGAAAAGCAGAUGAAGCAGAAAUACACAUUGAAGAAGCUCUGCCCAGAAUAUCCCAGAACUAUAUCUUUGGAUAUGUAGCCAAAUUUUACCGAAGGAAAGGUUUUGUGGAAGAAGCUCUUAACUUCUUUGAAAGAGCCUUGCAGACGAAUCCUUUAUCCACCUACUUGCAUUUCCAGAUUGGUCUUUGCCAUCAGAGACAACUGUUUCAAAUAAAGGAAGCUGCAAACAUGCAUCCUAGAGGGAAAGAUAGAGAAAGAGCAGACCAAUCCAUUCAUUUGGCUAUACGUUAUUUUGAAAAGACUUUAGAACUGAAACCCACAUAUGAGAUAGCUUAUGUUAAUCUGGCCGAAAUGUACUCAGAGAUUGGUCAACUUGAAAAGGCAGAGAAAAUUUUUCAGAAAGUGUUGAGCAUGAGUAACUUGGAAGAGCAUAUGCAGCAAGAGAUCCAUUUACGCUAUGGCCGCUUCCAACAAUUCCAUGUCAAAUCAGAACAGAGAGCCAUCACCCACUACUUAAAAGGCCUGAAAAUAGAGGCAACUUCUCACUCCAGGGAUAAACUGCUCAAGGCUUUGGAGAAGCUAGUUGAAAGACGAAUUCACCAGAAUAGUCGUGUCCUGGAAAGCUGGAGCCUCCUUGGUUUUGUCUACAAGCUGAAAGGGGACACAAGUGAAGCCUUGUCAUGCUAUGAGAAGGCCCUGAGGCUCACAGGAAAACUGAACCCAGAGUUUUGAGUUAUGGGUCAUUAAGUCGCUUAUUAAGUAUGGACAUGACUCCCUAUUUCUAACAUUACUAGGGGAAAAUAGCUCAAGCUACCUCUGGUCUCACAGAAUGAAGUGGUAUAACUUCUAGCCAGCAUAUUCUAGAGGGUCCUGCUCAGACCUGCUUAGAUUGGUGGCUCUAGAUGCAGCCAAACAGAAACACAGCAAAGCCUUUUGUUCAUUAAAGUUCUGGGCAGGUCAGCUUUCUGGUCAACCACACUCAGAACUAAUACUGAUCCUCUCAGAGGCCCAUUCCAUAGGAAGGAGUAGGCUAAUGUCGUUCCUUUUAUUCCUUGUGAUUCCAACCCGGACCUUGCUAAACAUUUGUAACCCUUGGAGCUCAGGGCAGAGAAGACUGUAUUUUUUUUUUUCUUAGCUUUCACAGUAACUAAUAAUAUCUGCCUUCCCUCUGCCAUCAGUGCUUCUGUCUUUCCCUGAUUGGUAUUUGUCAGGAAUGUUAGCCCUUCCUCUCAGUUCUCUCUGUCUUCCAGUGGCAGUUGUAGUUUCAGCUUUAAAACAUUACGUUUAGUAUGAUUACUUUUUACUUACCAUAAAAUGCACUUAUUAAAGAUUUAUGCACCCUGAGUCUCAACAAUUGUUUAUAUCCAUGUGCCCACAUAUACUCCUUAUAGGUUAUCUCUGACAUCCCUGAGAUGCCUGUGUGCAUCUUUAUCCUCUAUCCUUACCAUCUCUAGGUAACCAUUGUUCUGCUUCCAUGGUUACACAUUAGGAAGAGUUUGUAUUUUGAGUGAGGAUCGUUUUCUGCUUGCCUUGCAGGCUUUCACAGUAGCAAAAGUAUUCUUUAAAUUUGGAGAUUUGAUUGCAUAUGAGAAAUAAAAAGAAAACCCAAAAGAGCAAAAUUCCUGCUCAUCUGUAAGAAUUGUUUCUUGUACUUCAAUUACGAAGUGAUCAAACAUUUCAGACACAUGAAGUGAGCUUGCAGUACUGAUCCCAACUGGCACACUACCUGCUGGCAAAGAAAUUGAUACUUUGAAAAACCACACCCACACACCCAGAGAAACACACAGACAAACAUACACAUACUGCAUACACACAAACACACAGAUACACAUACACAGAGAGACACAUAUACAGAGAUACAGACAUACUCACACAGACAUAGACAUACACACAGAGAGAGACAAACAUACACACACAUACAAAAGACACACACAGAGAAAGACACACACACAGAGAAAGAAACAAACACACACACAGAGAGAGAGAGAGAGAGAGAGAGAGAGAGAGAGAGAGAGAGAGACAAACACACACAGAGACCAGCUUCCAGUGUCUUGAUCCCUUUGAAUAAAACACUAGAAAAGCCCAGAAAGUUUUGUUCCUCUAGUACUAGCUCAAAGUCAAACUUUGUGCUUGAGUGGAUCUAACUGUAAAUCUUCUCCAGGGCCGUCCAGUGAGCAGUUUUAGAAACCGGAGAAAUAUGCACAUGCACACAGACAAAUAAUAAUCAAAGGUCCACUCAAUAAAAGUCACACUAAUUCAGCUGUGUUGAAUCCACAAGCAACCAGACAACUUGAGACACUUCUGUGCAGUGAGCAGCUCAGUUUAUCCUUUAAGGUGGAGAACCAGAGAUUGCACUGACCUCAUGAUGGUGAUGUUUCUGUGCUGCAGUGACAAGCUGGGUGUGGGCUGAACAGUUCAGAAAUCUCAGUCCACUGUAGGUGGACACUCAGAGGAUUAUAUAAGGGUCAGUGGGGGGAGCGAUGCAUCAGCUGCUGCUCUGCUGCUUCUAAGGACUCACAUUUGUGAAAGGGAAGAGGAAACUAGCAACUGAAACAGACUUAAAGUCAACCAGAAGAGGAAAAGGAAACUUACUGCUGAGAUCUUCUAAGUCCUGGCCACAGCUUUGUGAAAGCUCUUGACUCUGAGUCUGUGGAGUGAGUCAGAGGGUGGGGAGGCAUUUCCUGGGAGGAAAAGAGUGUUUUCCACAAAGUCUCUAGAAAUUCUGUCAGAGGUUGCUGGGGCCCCAUGAAAGAAACUAUUCUAAAAUAUCUUGAAAGAAACAAUAGGACGGGCGGUUGUGGCGCAUGCCUUUAAUCCCAGCACUUGGGAGGCAGAGGCAGGAGGAUUUCUGAGUUCAAGGCCAGCCUGGUCUACAGAGUGAGUUCCAGGACAGCCAGGGCUACACAGAAAAAUCCUGUCUUG